Molecule: messenger RNA, 936 nt
Organism: Lolium perenne
Lineage: Eukaryota; Viridiplantae; Streptophyta; Magnoliopsida; Poales; Poaceae
Product: PLAT domain-containing protein 3
Molecular function (GO): protein binding
Source: RefSeq, a predicted model, not a curated record
GGCCCCCGCCCGAUCCAAUUUAUAGCGCCAGGGCUAGGCGCUCACUUGUAUCGUCCCCAAUCGCUUCACUUCCCCGUUGACAAUCGAAGGUCCAGAAGCAGCGAAGCCUGCCCGCCCCCGGCCAUGAAGCUCUGCUGCCUUCUCCUCGUCUCGUUCGCCGCCGCGGCGUACGCGUCGUCGGAGCGCGCGGUCGAGGUCGUCUCGCGCGGCGUCGGCGGCGGCCGCCUGUCGUCGGACCCGGAGCAGCAGUGCGUGUACACGGUGUACGUGCGGACGGGGUCGAUCUGGAAGGGCGGGACGGACUCGGCGAUCGGCGUGACGCUGCUGGGCUCGGACGGCACGGGCAUCCGGAUCGCCGACCUGGAGAAGUGGGGCGGGAUGAUGGGGGACGGCUACGACUACUUCGAGCGCGGCAACCUCGACAUCUUCGGCGGCAGGGGCCCCUGCAUGGCCACCGCGCCCUGCUUCGCCAACGUCACCUCCGACGGCGCCGGCGCGCACCACGGCUGGUACUGCAACUACGUCGAGGUCACCGCCACGGGGCCCCACCUGGGGUGCGCGCAGCAGCUCUUCACCGUCGAGCAGUGGCUCGCCACCGACGCCUCGCCCUACCGCCUCUACGCCACCGUCGACACGUGCUCGGGGUCGGGGGACUCCGGCGUCGUCUCCGCGGCUGCCGCCACGGGGGACAAGGCCAGGUCGACCGCUCUGUGAUGUCGACCCAUGGGCCAUGGCCGGCCGCGUGCAUUGCGUGGUGUGAAACUGUGGAAGAUUUUUAUUGCCGUGCGAUGAUUAUUAUUAUGAUGUACAGUACAGUACAGUACAAAUGUCAUCUGCUGCGUGUACCAUGAGUUUUUUUUUUUUUUUUGCCGACGUCCUGAUCGUAGUAGCACGAGGAAAUAAAGACCAUCUCCAUCUGGGUACUGGUUUCGUCAA